CACACGUGCUCUGAUGUUGCGGGUAAACAUGAGAAUCGCAAAAGAUUAUUAAAAUAUCAAAGAAAAACACUUGAGUUAAAUUAAAAAUGACGCAUCUGCGCGCAGAGGACAGUUCAGUAUCGGAGGAGAAAGAAUCCCGGGGAGUUAUCAGGGAGAGCAGCCAGAUAUUCCGACGAAACCGCGCACUCGGCUAUGUCAGCAACCAAGUGCCAGCCGUGACGCGCUAUGUGCAGCGCCGUCGAGACACGUUGCUGAUUACAUGCAUCGGCCGCUCCUUUCAGGUGUACACGGCCAGCCAUUUGCGUCUGCUGCACGUCAGCGGCCUGCACCCCGACGAUAUAACUGCCUUGGCCACGGACAGACUGCACACGUACACGGCCAGCAACAAGUGCAUCUAUGCCUGGCGCGCGGGCAAGCACAUACGGCACGUGUAUCGUGGUCAUGAGCGUGAUGUGCAUCUGUUGCUGCCCUUUGGCAGAAACCUGAUUGCCGUGGACCGCGGCAAUGUGCUGAAAGUGUGGAACAUACCCACGGACGAUGUCUAUCUAGAUGUGCCCUUCAAGGAGGACGAGUUCCUGAUAACGGCUCUGGCUCAUCCGCCCACCUACGUCAAUAAAAUUGUGCUGGGCUCACAGCAGGGCCAGCUGAAGAUCAUGAACAUCAGUAAAAACAGCAUUGUGUGCACCCUCAGUCGCCAUCCCAAUCGGGUGACCUGUAUCGAGCCGGCGCCAGCAGUGGAUGUGGUGGGCGUUGGGCAUGCUGAUGGCACAAUUAUUGUUUUGAAUCUGAAAUUCGAUACAGUGCUGAUGGCCUUCAAGCAGGAGUGGGGCCUGGUCACUCAGCUGGCUUUUCGUACAGAUGGUCCGCCCAUAAUGGUAUCCGCCUGCAGCAACGGUUAUAUGGCCUUCUGGAACUUGGAGGAGCAUAAAUUGGCUGGCCAAUUGCAGGCGCACGAGGAGCAGGUGACCACGGCUAUAUGCCUGCCCAGCGAACCAGUGGUCUUCACCACAUCUCCGGACAAUUCCAUGAAGCUCUUUAUAUUCGACAUGUCCGAUGGUGGCGCACGCCAGUUGCGCAUACGCGAGGGUCACACAAAGCCACCGCUUUGCAUACGCUACCAUGGCGGCACCGGUGUUUCCAUAUUGUCUGCCGGAGAGGAUAGUACCCUACGUGUGUUCUCUACCAUCUCGGAGUCGCUUAACAAGAGCAUGGGCAGAGCCACCUACAAUCCCAAGGCGACCAAGAAGAAAAAUCGCUUUCAGUACGAUAAGUACAGCAUGCCGCCAAUUCUGGAGUUCACCUCAGAUGUGGCGCGCGAAAAGGAAUGGGACAACAUUGCCGCCAUACAUGCGGGCAUUAUACAAACGACCACCUGGACCUUUCACAAAAGCCGUUUAGGCGAGCAUCGCUUGGUGCCAAAACAAUUUCAAAACAAAAAUCGCGUCAAUUUCCAAAGCGAGACCACAUGCAUCAUAUCCACCAACUGCGGCAACUUUGUCAUCAUUGGCUACAGCAGCGGUGAUGUGGAGCGGUUCAACAUUCAGUCCGGCUUGCAUCGCUUAAGCUAUGGCGGGCUCCAUCCGGCGCAUGAGGCAGCUGUGCGUGGUUUGGCUUGCGACAACUUAAAUCAGUAUGUGGUUUCUGGCUGUUCCAAAGGUCUCGUCAAAUUCUGGCAUUUCAAGGGCAAUACUCAAAAGCCGACUGCCGUGCUGCGUUUGGCGGACGGCGUUGCUCUGAUGCGGCAUCAUCGCGAAAGCUCCAUGCUGGCCAUUGGCCUGGACACAUUUAAGAUCUAUGUGGUGGACAUGGAGACGCGCGUAAUUGUGCGCAAGUUCAUUGGCCACACGGCAAAGCUCAACGAUAUGACCUUUAGUCCAGACAGUCGUUGGCUUAUUACCGCCUCCAUGGACUCUACUAUCAAAGUGUGGGAUAUACCUUCAUCGUAUAUGAUUGAUCACUUUCGCGUGGAACGUCCCUGUAUCUCGCUGAGCAUGUCGCCCAGUGGCGAUUUUCUGGCCACGGCGCAUGUGAACCUGCUCGGUAUUUACCUGUGGGCAAAUAAGACGCUGUUCAAUCAGAUUUCGUUGCGUUCCAUUGAUCCAAACGAGCCUGCACCCUAUGUGGGUCUGCCCACAAAUAUUUGCGAUGCCAUGGAUCUGGAAGACGUCAUGCAGGAGCUGGGCAUUGACAAUGACGAGGAUAAUGUGGAGCUAGGCGAGGAGAUUGAUGCCAAAUACGAAACACCCAAGCAGCUAUCGCCCGAACUGAUUACACUGUCAGGCCUGGCUGCCUCACGCUGGCAGAAUCUGCUCGACCUGGAGCUAAUUAAGCAGCGCAACAAACCGAAGGCACCGCCCAAAGGGCCCAAACAAGCGCCCUUCUUUCUGCCAACAGUGUCAGGCUUGGAGAUGCGCUUCGAUGUUAGCAACGCGCCUACAAGCAACGAUGGCUCCCGAUUGCUGCAGGUCUCCUCCUUCAACAAUCUAACCGCCUUUGGCAAGCUGCUGGAGGCAACUGCCACAAGCAACGAUUUCAAUCCCGCCAUGCAGCACAUCACCCAACUGGGUCCGUCAAUGGUGGACUUUGAGAUCAAAUCGCUGCAUCCCGACGCUGGCGGCACUAUGCUCGCCAUGCGGCAGUUCCUCAAGCUCAUCGAGUUUAUGCUUGGCACGAAUCAAGACUUUGAACUGGCGCAAUCCUAUCUAAGCGUUUAUCUGCGCUCUCACGGCCUCAGCCUAACUGAAUCACCAGAGCUCAUGAAGUCCCUGCGCAGCGUCUCGCAGGUGCAACAGUUGGCCUGGGAGCGCAUCGAGAGCAAACUCAUCUACGGCACAGGCGUCGUCGCAGCACUGCGUAACUUUGCGCAUUAGUUUGACCUAUUAUAAUUGCUCUAAUUACUUUCUACCAUGUUUGUAAAUAAAUUGGUAACACAUUUUAAAAAC
Molecule: messenger RNA, 2942 nt
Organism: Drosophila novamexicana
Lineage: Eukaryota; Metazoa; Arthropoda; Insecta; Diptera; Drosophilidae
Product: WD repeat-containing protein 36
Exons: 3
Coding region: 87-2870 (927 amino acids)
Biological process (GO): rRNA processing
Cellular component (GO): Pwp2p-containing subcomplex of 90S preribosome; small-subunit processome
Molecular function (GO): protein binding
Source: RefSeq, a predicted model, not a curated record